AUGUCGCCACGACCACCUACUUCGACGUCAGCUGGACAGGCCGAACACUACACCUCCAGAGUGGUCAUAUCGAACAUCGACCCGGGAAACAUGGCUCGAAUCCAAUUGCAAGGUGGGCCACCCGUGCUUAGGUCGUUAUCUAACUAUGAUCCAGCCAUGUCGAUGACGCUUGAUAACCAACGCCGGCGGGUUUGGAGACAACAACAGGGUCGGAUCGACCGUAAAGCACAGCAGACACGUCAGAAUGAGGAACAGAACGAGGAGUAA
Molecule: messenger RNA, 267 nt
Organism: Fonsecaea pedrosoi CBS 271.37
Lineage: Eukaryota; Fungi; Ascomycota; Eurotiomycetes; Chaetothyriales; Herpotrichiellaceae
Exons: 1
Coding region: 1-267 (88 amino acids)
Source: RefSeq, a predicted model, not a curated record